UAAAACUCUCUCGGUAAUCGGCAUCAGUUUACUUCUGUACGGACUUUGGCCCAGCGAGGAGUUCUUGGUGAAGAUGCGACUUGGAUUGCUCUUCGCUUGUUGCAUAACCCUGGCAGCAUCAUCUUUGGGGCAGCCACUGGAGAAAACGAGCGACGAUGAAGUGAAGGUGACCAAACUGAUCAAUCGGAAUAACGGGGAUCGAUACUUGUUGUUAUACCUGCUCAGUGAUGAUCAAUUUCGUUACGAGCGUGGAUAUUUCAAGAAGAAGUCGGAUAGUGACGAGAUGAUUUGGACGGUUAUUGGACGGUAUCGGUAUAGGUCGCCCGAAGGUGAGUUUAACAGUUACAAGUACUCGGCUGGCGAGAACGGAUUCAAGCAACAAGCUGUGAAUACCAGUGACGAUCCGUUGGAUGUGGUGAAUCGGAUUGAUCCGAAGGCGUUGGCGUCGUUGGUUGGAUGAGAAAGUUUAUAAAUGGUGGGGCCAUGUGGAUGAAAACUAAAUUUCUUUCAAUUAUUGCGAAUGAAAUAAAAGAAAAAUAAUUUGAUUGGUUAAUUUGUGUGAUUACUUGUUAAUAAUUGGCUGGAUGUGGAUAAUAAUAUGCAUAAACUAUUUUAUAUGAUGAAAAUGAGGAAAAAUAUACAAAAUAUGUAGUAAA
Culex pipiens pallens (northern house mosquito) is the source of this 656-nucleotide messenger RNA. RefSeq lists its product as uncharacterized. NCBI's taxonomy places the organism in Eukaryota, Metazoa, Arthropoda, Insecta, Diptera, Culicidae. The coding region runs from base 74 to 460 and encodes 128 amino acids. The record is from RefSeq and is a predicted model, not a curated record. The transcript is spliced from 2 exons.